Camelus dromedarius (Arabian camel) is the source of this 678-nucleotide messenger RNA. Its product is annotated as ras-related protein Rab-44-like. Lineage: Eukaryota; Metazoa; Chordata; Mammalia; Artiodactyla; Camelidae. The transcript is spliced from 3 exons. Gene Ontology annotation, molecular function: GTPase activity; GTP binding. The record is from RefSeq and is a predicted model, not a curated record. The annotation marks the transcript as partial.
CUUGCGUCCCUCCCAACAUCCUGGAGUCACGAGACAGGGGACUUAGGAGAAGACGGGAUCUCAGAACUCUGGUCCCAGGCGCUAAGGGACGGCAGCGCUGUUCCUGGUGCUGAAACGCCGCUGCCGCAGAAGGGAGCAGCAGCCUGCGGUCCGGGUACAGCGCCGCAGCGUCUUCGGGAGCUGUCCAGUGCUGAACCGGAUGUGGCCCGGCCUGCCGGGCUUAGACCGCAGCCUGCUGCCCCCCGCGGGCCCCGGACGGAGCUUCUGGAAGCACUGGUUCAGAGCAGAGCCUUGGGAGAGCAGGGAGCCGCGGGCUCAGAGCCGGGCAUGGACCAGCUCGACUCCUACCAGGGGGGAGCUGGCCCUGACUUCCAUGAACACGUCCUGCGUAAGACCAUCCUGGUUGGUGAUAGCGGCGUGGGAAAGACAUCUCUGCUGGUUCAGUUCGACCAGGGCAAGUUCAUCCCGGGCUCCUUCUCAGCCACCGUGGGCAUCGGAUUCACAGGCAUCCGCAGCUUCCCCCAGGCCCGCCCCCGGGGCCACCUGUUGACCGCCAGGUGGAUGGAGCUCGGGCGCCGCCUGCUGGCCGCGCUGCGCAGGGGCAACGGGAACCCGGGCCCUGGUCCGCGGAUCCCAGCGAUGCCAGACCUCCACCGACCGCUACCCGUGGGAAUCUAA